Molecule: messenger RNA, 848 nt
Organism: Poecilia latipinna (sailfin molly)
Lineage: Eukaryota; Metazoa; Chordata; Actinopteri; Cyprinodontiformes; Poeciliidae
Product: homeobox protein goosecoid-like
Exons: 3
Coding region: 138-848 (236 amino acids)
Biological process (GO): regulation of transcription by RNA polymerase II
Cellular component (GO): nucleus
Molecular function (GO): RNA polymerase II cis-regulatory region sequence-specific DNA binding; DNA-binding transcription factor activity, RNA polymerase II-specific
Source: RefSeq, a predicted model, not a curated record
GGCUCUGCAGCGCGUGCAGAGGAGAGAAGAGCGCAGCCGCGUCACCAUGUCGCCUUCAGCCUGAACUUUCUUUCCGCUUCCUCAGGAGUUUUGAUUCCCAGUUUGAUCCAGUUUUUCCUCCUCCGCGCAGCCGCGUGAUGCCCGCCGGGAUGUUUAGCAUCGACAGCAUCCUGUCCGGACGGCCGAGCUGUAAGGAGCCGCUGCUGCUGCACCGGAGCGGCCCCGUGGUGCUGCCCGCCGGCCUCACGGACACGAUCUACACCGACUACAGCGGACUGUACUCGGCCGCCCGCGGACCGUCCCCGCCGGGGGUCCACGCUUUGAGCGGGGCAAGGAUCGGAUAUAACGGCUACUACUAUGGACAGCUGCAGGUCCAGGGGCCCGGAGGAGGUCCGCCUUGCUGCGGGGCCGUGCCCGGCCUCAGUCCGCAGCAGUGCCCCUGCUUCCCCGCAGGCUACGACAGCCCGGCCUCGGUGCUCCUGUCCCCGGUUCCUCACCACAUGAUGUCCUACAUGAACAUGGGCAGCCUGUCGCGGACCGAGCUGCAGCUCCUCAACCAGCUGCACUGCCGCAGGAAGCGCAGGCAUCGAACCAUCUUCACCGACGAGCAGCUGGAGGCUCUUGAGGGCCUUUUCCAGGAGACCAAGUACCCAGACGUGGGGACGCGGGAGCAGUUGGCCCGGAAAGUUCACCUGCGGGAGGAGAAAGUCGAGCCUUUGCGCCGUGACGUCACGGCCUAUAAGAGCAACCCCGCGCGCAGCAGUUCGCAUCCUGAACGGGAGCUGGCUCUGCAGCGCGUGCAGAGGAGAGAAGAGCGCAGCCGCGUCACCAUGUCGCCUUCAGCCUGA